This is a messenger RNA of Psylliodes chrysocephalus, 339 nucleotides long. Lineage: Eukaryota; Metazoa; Arthropoda; Insecta; Coleoptera; Chrysomelidae. The record is from the annotation of a GenBank genome assembly.
AUGAAGGUAGCAGUUUCAGCUUUAAUUUUCGCCAUUGCCAUGUCCAGCUGCUGGGCAGCAACAACAUCAGCAGAAAUAACGACAAAACCAUCAUGUACUUGUCCCAACCUUUUGACUCCUAUUGUUGACUUGCUUAAUUUGGUUAUAAAGACUUUACAACCAGUUUUGAAAAUUCUUCCUCUAAGUCUUGGAGCCGUAAUCACUGCAAUAUGUAACUUCUUGGUAUUCGUCCUUAAGACAAUUGGAACUGUUUUAUCUGGAGGUCUAAUCGAUGUUAGCACUAUUGUUUCCAACCUGGUUACUGCACUCGGUGGUGUACUUGGAGGUUUACACAAAUAA